Messenger RNA from Perca flavescens (yellow perch), 1354 nucleotides. RefSeq names its product guanylate cyclase activator 1d (gene guca1d). Gene Ontology annotation, molecular function: calcium sensitive guanylate cyclase activator activity; calcium ion binding. NCBI's taxonomy places the organism in Eukaryota, Metazoa, Chordata, Actinopteri, Perciformes, Percidae. The transcript is spliced from 5 exons. The record is from RefSeq and is a predicted model, not a curated record. The coding region runs from base 417 to 974 and encodes 185 amino acids.
CCCAGGGGAGUCCGUUAUGUAACUGUCCCGUUUCCAGGGAAGGCCUGGCUCCUUCAGCUAACCCCGGCAGCGAGGUAAAGCCUCUUGGCUCGGCCUCUGGCAGCAGAACGCUGCCAGCCCCUGACCUCAUUAGGGAUUUAUUUCAGGUGCUUCCUUCUUCAUGUCUCCCUCCAGGACCUAAGAGGGUUAGAGUCCUGACGUUUGCUCUCUGACUGCAGAGCCACUGCAGCCUGGAUGAGCCCGGAGGCUCGCCCCUUCUGCUCCUAAAACCUGCCGCCAACCAUCCACACGGAUUUAUCACCUUUUCGACUCUUUUUGUCCGUGGUUAUUCUGCAGAAUCAGAAUCAUAGAGAGAUUUAUUGCCGGGGAUUAAUAAGAGCCCACUAGAAUAGGCCUGUGUGUGUGUGUGUGGACCAAUGGGGAACCACGGCUCCAACCUGGACGACAUCCUGGCCGAGGACAUGCACCACUGGUACAACAAGUUCAUGAAGGAGUCUCCCUCGGGUCUCAUCACACUGUUCGAGCUCAAGGCCAUCCUGAACCUCAGGGGCAUGACCGAGACCGCCAACAGCUACGUGGACCAGGUCUUCUUCACCUUCGACAUGGACGGGGACGGCUACAUUGAUUUCGUGGAGUACAUCGCAGCCAUCAGUCUGCUGCUGAAAGGAGAAAUCAACCAGAAGCUGAAGUGGUACUUCAAACUCUUCGACCAGGACGGAAACGGGAAGAUCGAUAAAGACGAGCUGGUGUCCAUCUUCGCGGCGAUCCAGGACAUCACACGGAACAGAGAAACCAACCCUGAGGAUGUCGUCUCCAUCAUCUUUGAGAGGAUCGAUGUGAAGGGAGAAGGUGAGAUGACCCUGGAGGAGUUCAUCGAGGGAGCCAAAGACCACGAGGACAUCAUGAACAUGCUGAAGAACCUGAUGGACCUGACGCCAGUGCUGGUCAUCAUCGUGGAGGGGCGGAUGCUGUGAGGCGGCCCGGGAGCGGAGUUAUUCCCCCUUCAAAAUAAGAGCAUAGACUUAAGAAGAAGGUCUCUGGAAGAGAAAAGACAAACGGAGAAAAGAGCUCCAAGGGACUAUUCUUGCAAAACAUUUUAAAAAACCUUUUAUUUGUGACCGGGUUGGUUCAGCGGGUAGAGCAGGCACAUAUACUGAAAGGUUUAGUCCUCGACGCAGAAGUCCAAGGUACGAGUCCGACCUGGGACAAUUUCCUUCAUGUCUUCCCCUUCUCUCUCCCUCUCUCUCUCACCCCUUUCUCACCUAGCUGUUCUGUCCAUAAAGGUGGAAAAGCCCCAAAAAAUAAUCUUUAAAAAAAACUUUUUAUUUAAAUGGCUACACUCACAUUUUGGGCG